Molecule: messenger RNA, 5241 nt
Organism: Plasmodium inui San Antonio 1
Lineage: Eukaryota; Apicomplexa; Aconoidasida; Haemosporida; Plasmodiidae
Exons: 6
Coding region: 1-5241 (1746 amino acids)
Source: RefSeq, a predicted model, not a curated record
AUGGAUGGCAAGUUUAUCGACGUGGAGGCGAAAAGCCUAUACAGCGUCAUCGAGACGUUCGAAAGGAAGAUUGUAAAUUUGUCUUACAUAAAUGAAGAGGUGCUGGAGAAAUUGAACGAGAAAGAGCUGUCAAGCCUACCUGAAGAAUUCUUCACCUACUUUAAGGACAUAAUAAAGCUGAAUAAAUUGUAUGAGCAUACGGAGAUUAUAAAAUGUGAAGAGGAAAUGGAAGUGGAGGAUGGACAGGGGGGAGGCGAACGAGGCGGCGAAGGAGAAGACAAACGAGACGACAAAAAUUACGACGAACGGGAUGACGACGGAGACGACCAACUUGGAGUGCACGGGGAACACCAAGACUUGGUGGACAAAAUUAAAAAGUACUGUUCCUGUUUGUGCAGAAUUUUUGAGAAAAAUGAAAACUUGUCCCCCAUCUUGAAUUCGCUAAGUGAGAAGAAGAGCCACGAUUUUUUUAAGUUCUUGGACAUCGUGAAGGAUUUGAAGGACAUCUUCCUGGUGAAGUUCCAAACGACAGUGGAGGAGCAGCGGAAGCGAAUCGAAAGCCUGGAAGAGUUAAAGGAGGAGGAACAGAGAACACAAAACGAAGAGAAACAACUAAAUGACGAGUUAGAACUUGUUAGGAGAAGAAGUCACGAGGAAUUGAAAGAUCUUCAGAAGAUAUUGAUGACAAAAGAGAAUGAGCUGAACAAUUUGAAGAAGUCCUCUGAGGAGAGCAUAAAGAACUUGCUAGAUCAUAUGCCUGUAAAUAACCUCACAGAGGAUUUGGAAAAUAUCAAUGCCUUGCUCGACAAAACGAAGAAUGUGUAUGAUGAUCAGAUUAGGACAUACCAAGACUUAGAGGUCAACUUGGUGAAAAAGAACGUCCUAAUUGAGCUAGAUAUUCAGAAUUACAUCGAAUCGAUUGAGGCGGAGAUUGAGGAGAUGGAUAAAGAAAUCCAACUCUGGGACAAGAAACUGAGAGAAAACAAAAUUAUCGACAUAGACCUGGACGCCACAAUGGUGAAGAAGAAAGUCGAAGUAGAAGAGAAAAAUUUUUUAAAAGAACUGACAGACAAAAGGAGAAACAUCCUUAUGAAAAGAGAAAAUGAAGACAACGAAGCGGCCACGAUUAUUCAGGCGUACAUCAGGGCGACUACGCUUUCCUGCAUCCGCCGCGCCCAACCCGAACCGCUUCCCCCCCCCCAAUCUGCCAAAAUGAACGACGUGGAUAUAGAGGACUACCACAGGAAUAUCCUCCAAGAGCUGAACGCAGUUGAAGAGGAGGGGGAAAUAUCCUUGUCUAUAUUUCUAAACGACUUAAUAGAUAUCGACAUCGAAUCGAAUUUUAACUUCAGCUAUCAAGUGAUCAGUCGGGUGAUGCAAAUAUGUGUAAACUCGCUAAACAGGAAUUUGAUCACACUAGCAGAUGCAUGCAUGCACUUUAUGCGUUACAGCAUUAGUAGGUGCCUAAAACUGGAGGAAGAGAUUAAUCAAUCCUUCUUCGACAGUAUAAACACGAUCGUGAAAAUAUGUCUUAAUAUGAAAUACUUCAUCGACAACAGAUCUUUGUUGUUUCAAAGAGGAUUUUUAUCCUUCAUCAUCGAGUUAGAUAAAAGUUCACCAAAUUUCAUGAUUCUAUGGAAAGGGUACAAAACGGAGAUGUGUACAUUUCUGCCCUCCCUACUGCAUCUCAUUUCCUUCCACUUAACUCUCCUAAAUGAUGUUUUAAAAGAAUUCAAAAAAGAUGAACUAACCUGUAACAGCUACAUGCAGGUGGGAUGCUCAAGAAUUAAGAUCAUCGAAAUUGCCUUCAAUUUGCUCUUGAAAAUAUUUAAAGAGAUCAAAGAAAUUCCCUUCAUUUCGUCGCUCAUCGAUUAUGUCAACCUCAUUGUGGAUACUUACGACCACAUACCAGACGUAGAAAUCAAGAAGAAGAUCUUAUCUCUGUGCAGAUGUUUGUAUAGCAGCAACUGCGAUGGGAGUAAGACCCAUUUGGCUUCCCUCCCAGGAGUGACCAAUUUGCUAAGCAGAAAGAGGAACAACUAUUUGGCACUAACCAAGGAGAAAGACAUAAACAUGGGCUACCUGAGAAACUGUUCCUAUAUCUAUGUCUCCGAGAGUCACCUCUUCAUCAGCACAUUUAGCGCCAGUGGGGGGGAGCGGCCAAACGGGACAGACAGGACAGACGGGACAGAUGGGACAAACGGGACAAACGGGACAAAUGGGUCAACUGUCCGCAUCAACUAUGGGGAUACCCCCCCACACCAGGGUCAUGGGGUUUCCCCCACCAGUCCGAAGGAGAAAGUCAUUUUGACUCCCAACGGUUUCAGGGGAUGUCUUCUGCUGAACUUCUUCUACGCCUACUUUUACAACACCCAGAACAAGUUGCUCAUCGUUUUGUGCUACGACCAAGUGAAGGUGCGGAAGGACUCACGGGGGAAGAUGCUCGUUUUUCGUUGCUCGCGGAUGGACGCGCUGGGUGCACUGUCAAACAAGCUACGGACACAGUACGAAGGCCGCCUCCUGGACCACAUAGAGAUUUGCGUCAAGUUCCGUUCGGAAUCGAUUAAGAAUAAAAUGUUUGAUGUAAUCGCGGAGGUAAUUUCGAUUGACAGUAACGAACCUGACGAUGGUGAGGAGGUGAAGGAGGAGUCGGAUGAGACCUGUCUUCGGAAAGGGGCUCAGCACGAGACAAAGCUGAAAGGAGACAACAAGAGUGCGAAUAGUUUCUCCGAGGAUGACAACGACUCAGACAGUCGCACCAACUGUGUCAGUGCGGACGAAAUAAUAGAAGAAGAAAAAUUGGAACGCAGGAAAGUAAGCUUUGCCUCGAUGAAGGAAAUAUACCUAAUGGAUUAUCGCACAUCGAUGAGAACGAAAACGUUACUCCUGGAUGAGUCCCUAAAUGAGAUGGACAGACACGACGACGAGGGGGGGCUCUCCGAUUUGACGGCUGAAGAGGAUAGGAAGGUUCCUAGUGCUCCGGAGGAAGAAACUAGUUGCCCAAGCGUCGGUAAGGCCAGCACAUUAGGAGGGAUCCUUCCGGAGGAGGGAGGGGGCACCAGCCAUGCAUAUGCAGUAAAUGAAGCCGGGUGGGUGAUCGAGGCAGAUGACACCCUUGACCCCGAGGGGGGAGAUGGUGGCGAAUCACUUGGAGGAAUGCCCACAAAGGUGAGCUACGCAACGACGAAGGAUUUGGAGCACACGGAGGGUGUAGAAGACGAGGUGGCUAUUCUUGAGGAUGACGAAUUGUUUGGGGAAAACCCAUUCCGCAGUGUUCUGUCAGAGAGGAGGAAAAACCUCGGUGAAGGGGGUCAACUGCCAAAUGGCCAACAGAUAUACCAAAUGAAGGACACCAAAAGGGUGAAAGAAGAAAGCGGAGGUGAGGAUCCACAGGACGAGUUCCUCAUUCUGUCGGAUAUGGACAAAUUGCGUGAACAAGUCUGCAUUGGGGAAAGAAGUCAAGGCGGGGAGCAUGAUAAUGAUAAAGACCACGUUGACGUGGGGAGCCACCCAGGGGAAGCAAAUGAGAAAACUUCUGGAAGUAUACACCAGAUACGUUUAGAAAAUGAUGGGACGAAGCUACUACUCAGUGAGCCUGUAACAAAAUUGGAAGAGGGCAAGGAAGGUUCAAGAGAGAAGAACAAAUCGGAUGUUAGCUACCACCCGAAGAGGAGCUACAGCCAUGGCAACAUUCCCCAGGGGAAGGAAAGAGAAAGGAGAAAAAAUUGCCCUCCUUACGAUAUAAAAGAAUUUAUGAUGAAAAAUGGGAUUGAUGAACACGUGGGAGAGGAAAAGAGAAGUCCUAGAUGUGAUCCUUUAGAAAGCUUCCUCACGGGUGAUCCGUGGAAAGGAAGCAGUCAUAGGGGUGGGCAGAGCAUCCUCAAGUCGCCACCCGAAAUCGUUAAGAAGUUACUCAGCUAUGACGCGAAAGAGAAACACGUUGAUCAGUGCAUACAAAGUUUGGCAAAGCCACAAGGGAACGGCACCCCUAGGGGGAGGCAGCGGGGGGACCUACAAAGGCAUUUACACCGCGUUGAUCACAGAGUGAUGCACAAUCGAGAAGAAGGGGACAGGGCUAGACAAAGGGUAAAGGAAGAAGAGAGUAAGAAGGGAAGCGGUCACAUUAUAGAGGAAAGGCCAGGCUAUCAAGCGGAUGGCCCUGUAAAUUUGGACAAAACGGACACUCCGAGCGAAGAGAACCCUUCGGUUGCAGCGUGCCAAAGUGGAAGAAGACACGACGAGGGGGAGACGGGGGAAUACUCCGAAGUGGUGAACAUUGAGGGAGAGGACGAAGCGAGUAACGAAAUGAUCUCAAGUGACUACCUGGUGGGGGGAGAAAUGGACGGCGGGGGAAGCAGAACCAGCAUUCGCAGGGACGGGAUAUGCAGAGACGGCACUUGCACAGAUGCCAGUUGUAGAGACGGAAGUUGUAGAGAGGGCAGUUGCAGGGACAGCAUCUGCAGGGAGCCCCGUCGCACGAAUGAGGCCUUCAGAAACUCCGCAGUGAAAGGAACACACCACAUCGACAAACCCAGCUCAAAUUGCAAAAGUAAAAAAAGAAUCGCAACGAAUGAAGCCAACACAGCGAACGGAGCAGCAUGCCCCAUGAACGAUUACGCAGCAAAAAAUAACCACCCAGAUUCGCCUUAUCCAGUGAAAAAAACAAAAUAUAAUUACCAUGACCCAAAACUUUUGAACUUGCUAAAAAAUGAAGAAAAUUUGGACAAGUUAAGUGCUAAAUAUUUGAUUAAGGCUUAUACAAUAAUUCAGUAUAACCGCAGAAACACACACAUACAGAUAGCGGAUUGUUUCCGGAGCGUUAGGAAGGAAAUUACCACAUCGUUUGAUCUCAUUAACAAAAAGUACUCAGCUUGGUUAAAAGAACUGCAACUGAAAUUUGCUGGGAGACUUGAGGGGAUUGUUUCAAGGCACUCAUAUAUGCUCCUGCUUAAUAAGAGGCGAACUGGACAAAUUAAUGUGGACACACUUCCCAUUCCUAUAGACCUCCAAAUUAUUUCCACGAAAAUAAAUACACUGCAGGACACGCUUAACAUAGUGCAAAGAACUAUGGAGGAUAAGAUUAAGAAUUUGCAGAUUUUGAUGGCGUACAAGGAGAGUGAUGUGUAUACUUCGUCCCUUUCGCUGAACACUCUGCUGUCCCGCUGUUCCACGCAGCGCCUAAGGGAGGGCGCCGGCGACGAGCAAGGCGGGGGUGCCCAGCAAAGCGGCGGUGAGAAGUGA